UGUUGCGCAAUAUUCAGCAAAUUAAUGCCCCUCUGUGCCAAUCACCACAGUUACAAGUCAUUUUGCGACGUUUUAUUUUUAGAAACAUGUUCAAUGGCCAUUUUCGGGUUAUAAACUGUUUGUUAACCAGCUAGCUAGCUCCAUGAAAUUAAUGGAACCAUGGAAAACCCACCAAUUACUUGGGAAAGCAAUUUAGUCCAGCAGAAGGAGAGUUUGUUGAUCCAAAUGAGGGAGGUGACGGAUGAAAACCACUCUCUCUUAAAACUUCUCGACGAAAAAGACUUUGAAAUCAAACGCAUGAGGAAGAAAGUGGAGGACGAGAGAGUGCUGGUCUUGGCUGGUGCAACCGGCUUGGCAGGGGAUGCAGCUGCCGUCAAGAUUGUGGAGUUGUCCAAGAAGAACCGAGAGAUGACUGCUGAAGUGGAGCGAGAAAGGUCUAAAUUCAAACAAAACAACAACCGAAUCAAGGAUCUUGAGAAGCAGCUGCAGGCAGCGCUGCACUCCCUACCAGGUCAGAAGAUUGAUGUCAAUGUUCAGAAAUCAAACUUUUCUAAAGACGCAGAGGACAAUCCAGUAGUGAAGACAUUGAAGGAGAAAUUAGCGGCUGCUCAGCUCAAAACCACAGAAUACCGCAACCAGGUUCAGUUUCUUAAACAGGAGUUAAAAGUGGCUCAGAAGGUUUUGAUGAGCGAGGUCGGGGAAGAGGUCAGCAUUCAGCAAUUACUGGGUAGUCCAGGCAGCUUUAGAGGACGUGCACAGCAGAUACUGGCUCUUCACGCAAGGAUGCGAGAUCUGGAGCAGCAGCUAAAGAAGGCGUCAACUCUGUCAUGCGUGCAGAGUGUGGAAGAAGAACCUCCUGGUUUUGGAAAUCCCCCAAAAAGCUCAACUCAUUUCCGCAACGUCAGCUACAUCCGCACAAUUGAGAAGGAGAAAAAAGAUGCCUUUGAGAGGAUCUCUGCUGGUUAUGAAGCCCUACAGAAAGAACAUGAAGAUGUGAAAAAGAAGCUAGAAGCCUCCAAGGCCAGAAACAAAUGCCUGUCUGAGGAAAAGACAGCUCAGAUAUGCGCCCUGAAACUCAAAAGUAAACAUGACAACGAACUAGUAGAAGUUCUGCUGAAGGAGAAGGCCCAGAUGAAAGAGACACUGAGUGAGCUCACCAAACAAUUGGAAGCACAGAACACGGUGACCCAGCCGAGCACGGCCCAAAACCUGGACACAGAGUUGAUGUCCGUGCAAAAUACUCUCAUCCAGAACUUGUACCAAGUAGUUACGGACAAGGAGAACACCAUCAAAGAAUUAGAGGAGAAAUUCCUGCAUCUUUCAGUCAAGGAGCAGUGUGUGGAGAAUCAGACCGAACCCAUCAGCUCCACUUCAGCACUUUCCCCAGAAGAGAGCGCCAUUGAAAAGAAAACCUCUCCUGUUUCUUCCUCUGCUGAGAACGGGCCGUGGUUUCUGUAACUCUGCGCAUCGCUGAGGAACUGACAUUAGAAACUUUGCCGAACACCACUGGAUCACAGGAAAUGGAAAACAAGUAACUCUCCCAGUUAGUGGUUUUACACAAUAGUCAAGUAAGGCGACCAGUAGAGACAUUAGGUCUGACUCAUUUGAACCCAUCAGAACCUUUGCAGGCAGAUACAAUCCCCCGCAGAGGCAUUACAGCGGCGCUCGUGCAGCAGCAGCUGCAGAGACAAAAUUAGAUUGUUAGAGCAGAGAUUGUGCAAGUGGAAACUGUGUUGUACUGUGAAAAUUCAUUUCGUCUCUUCUGCUCACUUUUUAAUACCAUAAAAAAUCAUUUUCUCCCCUCCUUCAUUUGAUCUUUAUUACCGUGACGUUGGAAAUACACUUAAGAUUAAACAUACCACUAUUAAGGCCAGGCAGAGAUGGUGAUGUUGUCUCCCGGCUGGCCAUCGAGCCGCAGGAAAUGGGGGCACUGAGGGCAUCGCUAAAGAGCACUCAGCACGGUGACCUGGAGCUUUACUUGCUUGACGUGAUGAGACAAGUCAUGCAUGGCUUCCUUUAGGCUUGUGACAUCCCCAGUCAAGACAGCAAGCGCUGCAACUUGGCCUUGGCCUCUACUGCUCCUACCUUCUAGACAGCAGCCUCCAGAAAAAGGAUCCUUAUUACUCCUUCCCGUCCACACCGACACCACUGUAAACCCUGUUUUUCUUGUUUGACAAUUCUGAUUGUUCCUUCCUUCUGUGGCCUGAGUAUAAACACUUGAGAGCUUUUAGUAUCAAAGUGUUUAUCUCAGGUGUCAUGAGUCACCAUAUGUGCUGAUUGCGGAAUGGUUUUUCCCCACUUACAGUGACAAUCUGAAGGAUAUUUUUUAAUCAACUAACACUUUUAACCUUUUAUCAGACCUGCUGAGCACUUGCACUGACAAUGGAUGCAAAAGUAAUUGUUUUGGUCAUGGGUUUGUAUGGUAACGUGGCUUUUCUAAGCAGCUUUUCAAAAUCACAGUCAAACAUGUGUUAGCGGCCACACUAACCUACAGAGAAAGUGUAAUAAACCUUGUCCAUAUUGGCCACUAAUAUCAAAAUGAUGUUGAUAGAAUGAUCUUAGUUUUUGUUAUUUAAUUGUUUACUCUUAAUGAUACAUUUUCUACAAUAUGACUUGUUUUGUGCUUUCCUCCAUAAUGUUUAAUUUGGAUCAUUUAAUAAAGGUAACAUUUUGCUUAAACCAACUAUUCCGCUGCAAUGAGCGAGCUUCCAAAUGUGUUCGCAUAAUGGCUGCCUACCUGCAUAUAGUGGCCACCGGUCUAUAGUAGCCACUUGGACUCGUGCUGUUUCCCUUGACUGGCUGAUAUGGACAAGUUUUACGGUACUUUAAAAAUGCUUAAAAAAACCUGACCCUAACCACUAAUGCAU
Entelurus aequoreus (snake pipefish) is the source of this 2867-nucleotide messenger RNA. RefSeq names its product coiled-coil domain containing 13 (gene ccdc13). Gene Ontology annotation, cellular component: centriolar satellite. NCBI's taxonomy places the organism in Eukaryota, Metazoa, Chordata, Actinopteri, Syngnathiformes, Syngnathidae. The record is from RefSeq and is a predicted model, not a curated record. Gene Ontology annotation, biological process: cytoplasmic microtubule organization; non-motile cilium assembly. The transcript has 11 exons. Bases 160 to 1458 code for a protein of 432 amino acids.